Messenger RNA from Lactuca saligna, 1497 nucleotides. NCBI's taxonomy places the organism in Eukaryota, Viridiplantae, Streptophyta, Magnoliopsida, Asterales, Asteraceae. The record is from the annotation of a GenBank genome assembly.
UAGAGAAAGCACUAUUACUUGUUUGAACCUCCAAGAAAACGUCCCUCACAAAUCAUGGCAAAACCUCAUGUUCUAGUCAUACCUUAUCCCGCACAAGGCCAUGUCAUCCCUAUAAUGGAGCUUGCUCAACGCUUAGUCAACCAUGAUGUCAAAGUUACAGUUGUAAACACAGAGGUCACUCACACGUUGGUAACAAGCAAUGCAUUUGAAAAUGAUGGUUUUAGUGAUCUAUUGCAGUUGGUUUCAAUCCCCGAUGGAUUACAAUCAUCGGCGGACAGGACUGACCUUUGUAAGUUGACCAGAUCAAUACUAGAAACUAUGCCUGGCAAAUUGGAAGAACUUAUAGAGAAAAUUAACAAAGAAGACAGCAAUAAAGUUACCUGUAUUAUUGUUGAUGAUUGCAUGGGAUGGGCCAUAAAAGUCGCAAAGAAGAUGGGAAUAAGAAGAGCAGCUUUCUGCCCAGCAUCGGUUACUACGCUAACUUCCAUGUUGAGCUGUCCGAAUUUGAUUGCUGAUGGAAUCAUUAACAACAACGGCAUACCUCUUAAUCAGCAGAUGAUUAAGCUAUCAGAAACCAUGCCGCUUAUAAAACCAACGAACCUCUGGUGGACGCGCUUUGAGGACUUGCCGACUGUAGAAGCUUUUUUUCAAGUUGUAAAAGAAGCUCCUGAAGCCUACAGAUUGACGGAAUGGCAUCUAUGCAGAUCAACUAUUGAGCUGGAGUCUGGAGCACUUAACCUCUUCCCCCAGCUAUUACCAAUUGGCCCUUUGCUGGCAAGCAACCGACGAGCUGACCAAGUAGGUCACUUCUGGCAAGAAGACUCCACCUGUUUAGCAUGGCUCGACCAACAGCCACCAUGUUCGGUCAUUUACGUAGCAUUUGGGAGCUUCACCAUUUUCAAUCAAACACAGUUUGAAGAAUUGGCACUUGCUCUUGAACUUAGCGACAGACCAUUCUUGUGGGUUGUGCGACAAGGCAUGACAAAGGAGACUACAGCUGCUUUCCCAGAUGGGUUUGUGGAAAGAGUAGGUUCUCGUGGAAGAAUACUGAGUUGGGCACCUCAACAGAAAGUGUUAGCUCAUCCUUCUGUGGCUUGUUUUGUGAGUCAUUGUGGUUGGAAUUCUACUUUAGAGGGUGUUACAAAUGGACUCCCUUUCUUGUGUUGGCCAUACUUUGCUGAUCAGUUUCAAAAUGAAAUUUACAUUUGUGACAUCUGGAAGAUUGGGCUUGGGUUUGAAAAAGAUGAAGCUGGUAUCAUCCGAAGAGGGGAAAUAAAAGGUAAGGUAGAGCAGCUGCUCGGAGACAAUACAUUCAGAACUAAAGCGACGGAUAUCAAAGAGAAGGUAACAAGCAGUAUUAGAGAAGGCGGAUGCUCACACAAAAAUCUUAGCAAUUUUAUUGAGUGGAUAAAAGAGAAAGAUAUAAGCUGCCAAGAAUCAAAUUAACACUGUGCUAUUGUAUGAACAAGACGUACCCUUUCAUUUGUUUCCAUAUGU